AUCACACUCCUUCCGGCUUCCGUUACCGGUUCCUUCCGUCUCCUCCCAUUCAUUAAGGCGAGAGCCCCUCGCUCGCUCGUCCAGACCAGGAAAGGAGCGCAAAGCAGGCGGGCGGUUCGUUGAGAUCUCGGCCGCGCCAUGCCGAGGACGAGGAGGCUGCGCGGCGGGUUCCGGCUCGGCCGCAAGCUGCUGACCGUGUGGCGGUGGGCGCUCUGCGGCCGGAGCCGGCGCCGGGGGGGCGGCUACCUCCGCCUCGACACGCCGUGCCCGAAGGAGGGCCGGGAGGCCAAGAAGCUGGCGCCCGUGCUGCGGUGGGGGCGGUCGCUGGCGCGGCUCCUCAGCCUCGGCCGGACGGACCGCGGCCGGCGAACGCUCGGCGGCGGCGGCGGCGAGGCGGUGAAGACCCCCAAGGGGCAGGUGGCGGUGUACGUCGGCGGCGGCGGGCCCGGGGAGCCGCUCCGGUACGUGGUGCCCGUGGUGUACUUCAACCACCCCAUGUUCGGGGAGCUGCUGCGGGAGGCCGAGGAGGCGUUCGGCUUCCAGCACCCCGGCGGCAUCACCAUCCCCUGCGCCGCCGCCAAGUUCGAGCGCGCCGCCGCCGUGGCCGCCGCCGGGAAGAAGGGGUUCGCCAGGUGGUAGCAUCGGGCCCGUAGGCGUAGGAGACUGGAGACCGAGACCUCGGCCCUCGCUGGCCUGACCGCCUCCGCUGCGUGCGGCGGAGGCGAAUGGUGACAUGGUGUACAGCGCAUGUGUGUUUCCAUCAGCAAAGGGGCUAAUUUUGUUCCAUU
Messenger RNA from Triticum aestivum (bread wheat), 788 nucleotides. Its product is annotated as auxin-responsive protein SAUR50. Gene Ontology annotation, biological process: response to auxin. The transcript has a single exon. Lineage: Eukaryota; Viridiplantae; Streptophyta; Magnoliopsida; Poales; Poaceae. The coding region runs from base 139 to 639 and encodes 166 amino acids. The record is from RefSeq and is a predicted model, not a curated record.